Molecule: messenger RNA, 3229 nt
Organism: Sphaerodactylus townsendi
Lineage: Eukaryota; Metazoa; Chordata; Lepidosauria; Squamata; Sphaerodactylidae
Gene: KLHL2
Product: kelch like family member 2
Exons: 15
Coding region: 418-2214 (598 amino acids)
Molecular function (GO): protein binding
Source: RefSeq, a predicted model, not a curated record
ACACGUAGGGGAGCGGGGGCGCACGCGGGAGUGCUUCUUCUCCCACCCCCUCCCGUCGCAGCUGCGUGCUGACAUCACCCUCCUCCUCCUCGCCUUCCUCCUGCUGCACAAGAUAAUCGGCUUCGGGCUGCCUGGACCCCGGAAGUGGCGGCCGGGCUGAGCCUGGAGGGAGCGCGUGGAGAACAGCAGCAGCAGCAGCCGGUCUCCGCCUGGGCGGGGAGGAGGCGUCCGGGAGUGGCGCGCGCUCGCACUCGGUCGCCGGCUGGAGGGGAGAGGCCGGGCGAGGGUAGCCGGGCGAGCCGUGCCUCUCGGGGCGUUCUGCCGGCGGGGUCGCAGCGUUCGCGGCUGGAAUGGUGCUGGCGCCGGCGUUCGGUGCCUGCGUUCUACGGAGGGAGCAGCCCGAGCGCGGGAGCCGCGAUGGAGAUGCUGCUGCUGCAGCCGUUGGGAUGUACCAAGCUGUGCCAUCAGAAGCCUCUGGAUCUGAAAGAUGAUAGUACUGAAAAGCACUGUCCUGUUACAGUGAACCCCUGGCAUAUGAAGAAAGCUUUCAAAGUUAUGAAUGAAUUAAGAAGUCAAAACUUGCUGUGUGAUGUGACAAUAGUAGCUGAAGAUAUGGAAAUUGCAGCUCAUAGAGUUGUGCUAGCGGCUUGCAGUCCAUACUUCCACGCCAUGUUUACAGGUGAAAUGAGUGAAAGUCAAGCAAAGAGAGUUCGAAUAAAAGAAGUGGAUGGCUGGACCCUGAAGAUGCUCAUUGAAUAUGUUUACACUGCUGAAAUUCAGGUUACAGAAGAAAAUGUGCAGGUACUUCUCCCGGCAGCUAGUUUGUUGCAGUUGCAGGAUGUAAAGAAGAGUUGCUGUGAUUUUCUGGAAACCCAGCUUCAUCCUGUCAACUGUCUAGGCAUUCGUGCUUUUGCUGAUAUGCAUGCAUGCACAGACCUACUGAACAAGGCCAACAUAUAUUCAGAACAGCACUUCACUGAGGUGGUACUCAGUGAGGAAUUUCUGAAUCUCGGCGUAGAACAAGUGUGCAGCUUAAUAUCAAGUGACAAACUCACAAUUGCAUCAGAAGAAAAGGUAUUUGAAGCAGUGAUAGUUUGGGUUAACCAUGACAAAGAUGUGAGACAAGAGCUUAUGGCCCGCCUCAUGGAACAUGUUCGUCUGCCCUUGCUCUCCCGAGAGUAUUUGGUUCAGAGAGUAGAAGAGGAGGCGCUAGUUAAAAACAGCAGUGCAUGUAAGGAUUAUCUUAUCGAAGCAAUGAAGUACCAUUUGUUGCCACUUGAGCAAAGAGCUUUGAUGAAGAGUACACGGACCAGGCUGAGAACACCUGCCAUUCUCCCAAAAGCUCCUUGGAAGCUGAUGAUGGUGGUUGGAGGACAGGCGCCAAAGGCCAUCCGCAGUGUGGAGUGUUAUGACUUUAAAGAAGAACGCUGGCACCAAAUUGCUGAGCUACCUUCAAGAAGGUGCAGAGCAGGAGUGGUCUGUAUGGGCGGUCUGGUCUUUGCUGUUGGUGGUUUCAACGGCUCCCUGAGAGUUCGCACAGUGGAUUCAUAUGAUCCCGUGAAGGACCAGUGGACAAGUGUGGCUAAUAUGCAGGACAGAAGAAGCACUUUGGGAGCUGCUGUAUUAAAUGGGCUUCUGUAUGCUGUGGGAGGUUUUGAUGGGAGUACAGGUUUAUCCUCAGUAGAAGCCUAUAAUACGAAGACUAAUGAAUGGUUUCAUGUGGCUCCAAUGAAUUCGCGAAGAAGUAGCGUUGGUGUAGGUGUAGUUGGAGGUAUGUUGUAUGCAGUUGGUGGCUAUGAUGGUGCAUCACGUCAGUGCCUUAGUACAGUGGAGUGCUAUAACUGUAGUACAAAUGAAUGGACCUACGUUGCAGAAAUGGGCACUAGGCGCAGUGGAGCAGGUGUUGGUGUCUUAAACAACUGUUUGUAUGCAGUAGGGGGUCAUGAUGGCCCUCUGGUUAGAAAAAGUGUGGAAGUAUAUGAUCCCACCAUCAGUUCAUGGAAACAGGUUGCAGAUAUGAAUAUGUGCAGGAGAAAUGCAGGAGUUUGUGCUGUGAAUGGGCUCUUAUAUGUAGUUGGAGGAGAUGAUGGUUCCUGUAACUUGGCAACAGUGGAAUAUUAUAAUCCAACCACAGAUAAGUGGACUGUUGUAUCAUCCUGUAUGAGUACAGGAAGGAGCUAUGCAGGUGUAACUGUUAUUGACAAACCAUUGUGAGUUGGAGAAGGAUUUUACCUUGAUUAUGCACUAUAAGCAAACUUCAGCAAAAGCUAUUGAAGUGAAUAGCAUCAAAGCACUUCUCAAGGUAUAGCUGCACAUUGACCAUGUUGGAAGCUGUGAUCGCCUACCAUUAAGGAUAAAAAUGAAGAUUAUUCUAGGUUGAAGCAAUGUGCAAUAAUGCUUUAUUUGACAUUAAGCCACAUCUGAUUGAGAUGUAGGAAAGAUAUAUGAACCACAGUUCUUAUUUUGUUGGAUCUCUGGGCAAAAUUCCUUUCUUAAGGACCGAUCAUGUCUGUCAUGGUUGAAUCUGGAUUUUAAAUUGGAUCUGGAUUUUUUUAAAGUGGAAAAAUAAAGUGGUUUGUCCUGUGUCUUUUUUUCCAAAGAAAAAGAGAAAUGUCCAUGAACUACAGGUUUUCAGAAGUAGUAUUGAAUACUACAUGCUGGCAUGAGAACUUGAUUGCUUUGGGUUUUUUGUUUUUUUUGUAAAUCCACUUUGGUUAUAUAACUAUUGUAUGCAUAUUAAGUGUGCAAGUAGCUUUCCUUUGUACCUGUUUGAAACAUAAUGUUUCCAUUUAUAAUUGGGACAGUACUUUGAAGUAUGCCAGUACUAUGUUGUAAAACAGAAAUAUAUAUUUUGAUAUUAAACAACGCUUUAACAAUAAUGCCACUUACAGAAAAGAUAACAGUGCUCCUAAACCAAGUGUAAUGCCAAAAUGUUCACCAAUUCCCUUUGUUUACUAAAAUUCUUAUUUGUUAUGAUUUUGAUGUAUUAAGUUUAAUAUUCAGCAUGACCAUAAUUACAGGUUUGUAACAAAUGUAAGGAGCUCUGUUUUACUUGCAUGACAUUUAAAAUGUUCAGUGUAAUUCUAGCUGCUAUUGAGAACUACAAGCUGUAUGUGAACAUAUUUGUAAAACAAUGGCAUUUUGAUUCCUGGAUGCUUUAAAUAGGACCAAAAUUGUUGUCAUUUUGACCUAUUUUCUUUAAUAAAACUUGGCAUAUUUGUUUUUUACA